Molecule: messenger RNA, 1268 nt
Organism: Aethina tumida (small hive beetle)
Lineage: Eukaryota; Metazoa; Arthropoda; Insecta; Coleoptera; Nitidulidae
Gene: M6
Product: proteolipid protein DM beta
Exons: 6
Coding region: 138-884 (248 amino acids)
Biological process (GO): neuron projection development
Cellular component (GO): plasma membrane
Source: RefSeq, a predicted model, not a curated record
CAUUCUCAGUGCAUUCCGUUUUGUUUACGAAACAGCAGUUAAGUUAAAGUCAACAACCUUGAGAAACAUGAAAUAAUUUACGAUAUAUUUCACUUGAAAAUAAUAGACCAGACAAUUUUUUAUAUAUAACCGUUAUCAUGGGUGGUUGUGAUUCAUGCCUUACCCGAAUACCAUAUGCCACCCUAAUAGCCACAAUUAUGUGUGCUUUGGGAGUGAUGGCAUUUUGUUUCACAAUGUACAGAGGUGCAUCUUUGGCAGUCCUCAUGUACACAGAUGUUUUUAACAUACAGUUAUUUUGGAUUGAUGCGGUGAAAAUGACCUUUGUCUUGAUUGGAGCUUGCAUGGCAGCUUUAGGUUUAAUGAUUCUUUCAGUGGGAUUUUUGGCGACAGGUGCAACUAGGCACAAAGUUUACAGAGGUUGGGGUAGCCGUGUGGGCGGCAGAAUAUCUUGUGCAACUUUCAUGUGCAUCACUUAUAUUCUACAAAUUGUUUGGGUGUUAAUUUUCUGCUUCUUGGUGAUUGUUACAUUCGUCUACACAAUAUUUUGGAAAAUGUGCGAAAAUCCAGAUGUACAAAGUCUCAAAACAUCCAUUGAUUUAACACAGUUUUAUUUCAUGUUUCCUGAUGGCAUGAGACAAGAACACAUGAAAAUACAAGGCGACGUUCAAAUCAAGAAGUUUUGCAAAGAUUAUGUGGAGAAAAUUGAAGGCAUGUUUAUUAUAGCCACAGUUGCCUCAGUAAUGAUUAUUUUAAGCUUAGUUCAUUAUUUAAUGUGUUUGUCUGCAAAUUAUGCACAUAUAAGGGACCAAGACAAAUUCCUUCAGCUCCAGGACCUCCAAAUGUUGAACGACAACGAAAUGUUAAGCUCGAAAGAUCGAUUCUAGGAUAAGGCCCAGGAGAUACACAUGACUGAGACUUUGUGGAGUAAUUUUUCUUGAGUUUGAUUUAUUAAAAUUUGUGUCGUAAAUGUGUAUGUCCUGGGUGUGCCGUUACCGAUUAAUUUAAUAUGAAAGUGGCGAUGGUAUUUCGGUUAAUUCCAUGUUUAUAGUUGUUUCCGUCCUUGUUUCUACCUGAACUUAUUUAUGUAUAUUCUAUUGAGUUAUUAGAGUAAUUUAAGUUUAAAAUAAUUUAAUGUUAGUGACAAUUUUAAGAGCACACUGCCUUAUAUUUCAUAUCCCUGUGAAGUAUAAACACAAUGAAGAUGGUAGGAAGUAGUAUUAGAAUUAUUUUGUAUAUUUUAUAUUAAUAAAAAGUAUUUUUCUACAGAA